AUGACGCCUGUUACAGAAGUCAACACUUCCAUUACACCUGAGCUCUCAAUGCCGGAGUCACCAUUCAAUGCAGGGUCCGCGAUGGCCACAUCGCCAACCAUUGAAUUUCAGGAGACUGAUACUGAUGGUGUCUCGAGGCCGCGCCCAAAACCAAGCCGGCGUAGAGAUAAACCCCAGCUUUCUUGCAAUCUCUGUCGCCGCCGCAAAUCGCGAUGCGACCGCCAGCAGCCAUGUUCUACUUGUUUAUCGCGAGGGCAAACUUGUGUCUAUGUGGAAAACCAUCCGGCACUCACAACUAAACCGCACGCAAUAGUAGGAGCGACAGCAGCUUCCGCACCGCCCGGAGUUCACGAUCGACUGGUUCAGUUAGAGCGUCUUGUAAUGUCUCUUAUGUCUGACCCAUCUCAGAAAACCAACCUUAGCUCCACUGCCACAGCAUCUGUUCCUGUUACCGAAUUAGGAUCACGCAUUGGGUCAGAUCAUGGAGCUGGACCUGUCCCUAUCUCUGGCUCUGGAAAUAGUGCUAAUGCCUCAGCAGAUGCGCCAAUUGAUGGGCGUUCUGAAUGUGGCAGUAUGCGGGUUAGCGCGUCAGAACUACGCUAUGUAGGCGGGGACCAUUGGGCUGCCAUCCUAGAAAAUAUUGCUGAUUUAAAGGACCACUUUGACCGGGAGGAGCAGCUGAGACUCGCUAACAGCCCAGACGCUCAUGAUGAUCACAGUGGUGACUUGUACGAGUCGUUUUGGAAUAACCCCUCCGGUGCCCCAAUCAUCUGGGUCGGACUUCUAUUUGGCAUGAUCUGCCUUGCCGUGCUAGCCUCAGACCUACCUGACGCUUCGUAUAGUAACAACGAAACAGAACAGCAGGCUCUCCAGGUCGACCUGUAUCGUGAAAAAAUAGUUCAGUGCCUUAUAAUUGGCGAAUAUACGAACUCUGGGCCAUACGUACUGGAGACAAUGAUUCAGUAUGUGUACGUGGAGUAUAGCAUUCGUGCGGAUGCUGGCAAGGACAACUGGUUCCUGCUUGCUAUUCAGGUAAAUCUAGCGAUGCGUAUGGGCUACCAUCGGGACCCCAGUCAUUUUCCUGGCAUAUCGCCAUUACAGGGUGAGAUGCGACGCAGAGUGUGGGCGACGGUUCUUAUGAGCGACAUUCUCGUGUCUAGCCAAAUGGGAAUGGCGCGAAUGAUUGCAGACUGGAAGUGCGACACUGCUGAACCCCGGAACUUGAACGAUAAUGACAUAAAUGAGAAUUCAACUGAACUCCCGCCUCCUCGACCAGAAACCGAACAUACCACAGCAUUGGGCAUUAUUGCCCGACGACGGAUGUUAAUGGCACUCGGUGCAAUCUCGGAUGUGACCGAUGCUGUGAAACCUUGUGGUUAUGCAGAGAUUAUGCAAGUUGAUGGUGUUUUACAUGACGCUGCAGCUAGUAUCCCUCCACCGCUCAAGAUGAAACCCAUGGCGGCCAGCGUUACUGACUCCUCCCAGGUGAUCAUGGCUCGUCUGUUUAUUGGCCAUAUGUUCUACAAAGGGCAAAUAAUGCUCCAUCGUAGAUUCCUAUACAUGGAGUCACCGUCAGGAGAGGAGGAUAAGUAUACCUACUCAUGUAACGCCUGCAUAGAUGCUUCUCUCGGAACAUUAAACAUUCAACAUGUGCUUGAUGAAGAGACCUGCCAGGGAGGCCAGCUUUACUCUAUGCGUUGGCGUGUUUCCUCUAUGAUGAACCACCAAUUUUUAACUGGUACAAUGAUACUCUGUUCAUUGCUACAUCGGGGAAAGACUCUGGACAGAGAAGAAGAAAUCACUGCUGCGCUACGUACAACAAGAGCUAUUUGGAUGAGAAGAAGUGCUCACUCCCAAGAAGCUAAAAAGGCUGCGGAAACUGUGAGCAUCGUUUUGGCAAGAGUAGGGGAACGGCGUUCCCACGAUGCCAACCUUGGCUAUGAGGAAAGAAGUAGAUAUUCUCGAGGAACGGACUCUUUGGCCAACCCAAGCCCUUAUGCUACGAACGGCAGCGAAGGGCCUAUGGCUGUUGAUAAACGGGGGGUGCUAGCAGGUAACACUGGUAUAGGAUUUUACGAGCACCUAGGUAGUAACCAUGCGAGUGGAAAUGGAGAAAAGAAAAGAAAAUGUGUGGCGGCUGUCAUCCUCCGUGUUAAUUAG
Molecule: messenger RNA, 2160 nt
Organism: Microsporum canis CBS 113480
Lineage: Eukaryota; Fungi; Ascomycota; Eurotiomycetes; Onygenales; Arthrodermataceae
Product: fungal specific transcription factor domain-containing protein
Exons: 5
Coding region: 1-2160 (719 amino acids)
Biological process (GO): regulation of DNA-templated transcription; DNA-templated transcription
Cellular component (GO): nucleus
Molecular function (GO): DNA binding; zinc ion binding; DNA-binding transcription factor activity, RNA polymerase II-specific
Source: RefSeq, a predicted model, not a curated record